Molecule: messenger RNA, 6602 nt
Organism: Exophiala oligosperma
Lineage: Eukaryota; Fungi; Ascomycota; Eurotiomycetes; Chaetothyriales; Herpotrichiellaceae
Exons: 3
Coding region: 55-6288 (2077 amino acids)
Biological process (GO): 5S class rRNA transcription by RNA polymerase III; transcription initiation at RNA polymerase III promoter
Cellular component (GO): transcription factor TFIIIC complex
Molecular function (GO): DNA binding
Source: RefSeq, a predicted model, not a curated record
GUUUCACAUCUCGCUCACAAAUCAUCACAGAUCCCCUGCUAUGGAACGAAAACGAUGGCGAAGAGCUUGGAUGAACUCAUCGAGUUUUUACUCGGUGAGAUAGCACUGAGUGGACUUUCCGGUCUCACCAUCGAUGGCCUCGCGAAAGCUGUGUCAUCGUUUUAUGAUCCCACUCACCUACUAGAUGCCAACGAUGCUACUGCAGAAGAUCUUUUCAAGUCCGAGUCCAGGGUCAACGUCGACCGGCUCCUGCUUGGUAAGAUCUGGACAUGGCUUGGUCGACAUCCGGACAUUUCUCUUGGCGAUAAUAAAGAGUACAACAACAUACCGCUGGAUCAGAUAGAUGUCGAGUUUGCCAGAGACGCUGUCAAUGAAAACCUGAACCCAGUCGACCAAUCGCAAAAUCUUGGGAGCCCCCCAGAACACAGCCGACAACCUGAAUCCCUUGGGGUGGACCAGAAGAAACGAGUUCCAAGCGAAGCGCCCAGGAUCCGGGCUAACGAGGACCGAAUCUACCAGGCUCUCUGUGGACAUCCUCCGGACGUCACCAAAGUAGCGUCUUUGGAAUUCGAUCUUUUGGCUCAGAUUGCUGCGACACGGUCAGAUGGCAUGUUACAAGGUGAACUUAUCAGGUUGACGGGUCAAGACAAGCGCUCGGUUCCUAAGCGUACAGACGCAUUGCAGCACAAAGGCUAUAUCAUCAAAGAAGUGGUUUAUCUCAAAGGCAACCGGACGAGUCGCCUUACAUUGAAGAAAUUUGCUCCAUCCAAGGCCUAUGAUCCGGAUGACAUUCAUCGCCAAGGUGGACAGCCUCUAAAAGGCUCAACAGUGCGAGAUGCUGUUCGGAGAAUCUUUGACGUUCUUUCACAACAGCAUCUUGUUUCCCAGACACAGCUUGCACAGCAAUUGAACCUUGAAUCCGCUGCCGAAUCCACCGUUCUGGGUAGGAUUCUUCGGCGCCUUGAUCGAUUGAAAUGCCUGAAAAGAGUGAAAACUGCUAUCGGCCCCUCGGCGACUUCUGGAGAUGUGCAACCGUUUGUUCAACUUUUGCAUCGUCCUAGUCCUGAGGACUUGCAGAACCUCGAAGUGAAUGAUCUGAAACUAGAUUAUACUAUACAACAUCUGUCCUCGGUACUUGAGCCAGGGUCUUCCGAUGAGCUAGGUGGAAGCCUUUCAGUCUCUGAGGCUCCAGGGACUGCGCCACAUCUUGCAAGAUGGAAUCCAGACCGCAAUAUGGCUAACACCCUUCUCGAUGCGGCGCGUGUCGCAGGUCACGCUGGGCUCACUAAUACGAGUUCUCGACAAAUGGUCACUGGCCUCUUCGUUCGUCGGACUAUUGAAUCUCUACUUGCCAGAAUAUCUGCUCAGUCGUUGAGCGUCCAGCCGCUUCAUCUACGACAUCUGACCAUUGUACGCACUAGCAUAACAGUUGAUGGCGUUGCCCAGUUCACCCAUUACUCUUGGGAUAUCUUUCUCCAAUUGGUUGCCGAACACGCUAUUGAUGUAUCUGGGAUCCCUGGAGCAAAGCAAGCAUUGGCAAUGGCGAACGCCAAGAAGGAUGCGGCGUCUAAUGAGAAGACUGCGAAGGUCAUCAAAAUCGAUGCUUAUGGCUUUCCUAUUCAGAAUGCACUCUCUCUCCAGGUCAAGAAUGGCGAAUGCAACUUCUCAACGCUCAUUCGGGCCGCCGGACCGGGAGAUGUUCUAGCAAAGGUUGGCGAACCUAUCCUGGUCAAAGAUCCCGGCCAGAGACCGAUCGUCACGCUGCGCGAGAUAUUACCCGAAGAAACCCGUGUCAAAAAAUCGUCCCUACUCACGAACCCUGCAGGGCUUGGAAGUCCUCAAGCCCGGACAACCGCGACACCUACUAAGAAGAAUGUCAACGAGGCGGUCGCCGGCGGGAUUGUGAGGGGCCGGCCUCGAAAAUAUGCGCGAGGUACAGAAAGCUUCUGGAGGCGGAUCUUCCUCGAGGCAAGAACGAAUGCUGGCAUGUCUAAGAAGGAUCACAAAGGCGUCAUGAAAGAUCCUGCUGGUCUUGCUCUGUACGCCCGCCGUCCUCCUGGUUUUGAUGAUACACUGUCGAGAGGCAUCGAUGCUGGGCUUCCUGUUCCACACCACAUUGAAGAUAUCAAUGAAGCUUGGGUGGCUUCCACAAAGAGUGUACUCGAUCGAUCAUCCGCAGGCCUGUAUAUUACACCAAAAGGGGUGCACCACAGCAAGAUCAAAUCACAGUCGCAAAUUUUGAUAUUCAAAUCCAGCCGCUUACAAGAAGUCAGCUUCCGUAACAGGAACGUCCCUCACAAAUGUCGAUUCAUAUCUUCUAGCAUUGCUCACAGCUUUACAUACCCACUUCUACCUUCCUCUCUUUCCGAACGAGAGGAUCUUCGCAGAGUUUCAAAAGCCAGAAUAUUGGCUAAAGAAAAGUCAGAUCGCUCUAAACAGCAAUCGAGAGAGCAGGAGGUUUCUGCUGCCGAAGUCUUGCAUACGGACGAGGAGUCGGCUGCAACGCCUCCAUCAUAUGCCUUAUUGACAACAAGUCAGGCUGCUUCGCACGAGGCCUCAAUAGUCUCGACGAAUGAAGAGCUUGUCCAGCCUGGGUAUAAGUCGAAUCCUACAUGUGCCUCACCAGCUGUUUUGCCCGAGCUCGAGACUGAAUCGCAAGAUAUCAAGCUGCCUAGUGGGAAACGUCCACCACCACCACCACCACCACCACUGAAAUAUGCGCCCGUCCGUUCGGGGGAGAUUGAUAAUAGCCACAUUGCAGCUGGAUUGAGCGAGCAGGUCUCCGAUAGCGGAUCACGACCCUCGUCUGGUGUUCCUGUCUAUCCACAGACUGGCGGUAUGCUCGUACCAAGAUCAAAUGAUGCGAAUCAACUCUUCUUGCAGACAGAUCUGAGUCCUUCGGAUGGAGAAAAUGCAUUCGAGAGCAACUCUCCUGUAGAUGCACUUGUCAACGAAGGUGAACGUAUUCUCAAGAAUGUCCUUGCUGUUGCCACCACAAGCGCUGAAAGAUCAGCAGAUACUCCGUUGCAAGAUCAUAUCGAGCAGUCUGUCCCGGAGGACUCAGGAAAAGCUUCGGCUUUGUCCGUUAAUUCUCACAUAAGUGCAGAAACCACGCCUACACUGGCUCUGGCUCGUCAUGAGAGCUGGCCACCCUCGGAGGUUGACGGCGAGUUUGUCCCUUCCGGUGCUGCAACUCCGCGACGCAGAAAACGAACGACACAAAAGCGGCACCGAGAAGAAACUGCAUCAGAUUCUGACGAAUUUCCAUCACAAACACAGACACAAGGGUCAAGUCGAGAAGCCUUGAAGGUCGGUGCCUUGUGUCGCAAGAUUGUUUUCCAGCUGGUCUCGGAGACAUCAGGAGUUGCACCGAAUGAUGCCUCCACCUUGAGAAGAAUUUCUACUGCCAGGUGGCAAGAAGCUGGCCAGCCAGACCGCCCUAUUCUCAAAACACUCAAAGCUGCCAUCAAAUCUUUAUGCGAACGGGGUAAACUACGGCAGGUCAUGUUCAGUCAUCGGAGUCGAACGGGGAUGAUGCUCAAGCGCGCAAUUCUCUUCCUUCCAAGCAUCAGUCCAGACUCUCAGGUUGUUCAAGACAUGAAACAAAAAAUCAUCGAUGCUGAGCCUGCAGACUACAUUCCACCACACUGGAGAGAUGAAGGCAAUCGCAAGCCUUUGAUUGGGAAGACAGCUUUCAACGUGGCGUCUGAUGAGGAGGAGACGCCACGUAAAAGAAGACGAGUAUCUUCAGCUGUUGACGAUGCAGCCAGCCCUUCGAUGGAGACUAGAGCAUUCAAACGUCAUCGAUCUAGCUCAACGGCCAUCUUGAUACCUGUGGACGAACGGACCACUUUAGAAAGAAGCGUGAGCGAAGAUGCAUCAGAUUUGGGACCUAUCAGAACUGUCGGCGUUCCAACUGCAGCAACUGGAUUUCUGACUCUGAAAGUGCCGCGUCUUGGCGCUCUGCCGACUGUCCAGAUCGACCGUUGGAUCAUCGAAAAUCCGGUCGUAGCGCUACGGUCUGACUCGAAUCCUUCCAACCCCUGGAAAGAUACCAGCACCAACGGUGGACGAAGUGUUCGGAAACCAAGAGCACGCUUAAAUGCGAAGAAAGUGAUCUGGGCAAAUGACGGCAAAUUAGACUUCCCAUCGUCCCUACAAGACAUUCUACAGAUGCCAGAUUUGAACGUUCAUUUCAAAGAUGUUCAAUCUGCCGAUAUUGGGCUGCAGCGCUUCGCCAGUGAAGUAGAGGCUGUCCGCGCUUGGGAGGAACAGGAAUCAAAAUUCUCCAGCCGGACAAAAUACGCUUUCAUCAACCAUGGCGUUCCCAAGGCACUCUACGCGCGUGCUCUUGUUCCCGCCGCGAUUAGCUUCGAGACUCUUGUACAAUUUUCCAACAAGGACCAAGUCGAGGUCGAAGUUCCUUUGCCUCCGACGAAGUCAUGGCCUAAUUUUGUGUCAGCACUGGAGGCACCUACAGAGUCGUUGCAGCGCAUUGCAUGGCUACCGAGCGACCAUUCACCUACGCAGCCACCUUCCGCCCCUCAAGCGGAAAUUGCUGCAUCUCGCUCUAAAAGACCUUACAAACGCAAACCAUCCACGGAAGACAUCGAUUUUGAACCAGAAUUUGAGCCUCAGCCCAAGCGCCAGAGAGGUGGCGCCAGAGGUCUACAAGUCACGAGCAGCAAACGUGGAAAUGCCAGAGGACGUGUGAGCCGGACAGAAAGACCAGCCCGAGGCACCCAGCACCUCCGCAACAUGGCCGAGCAUGACAUAUACCGUAUCGUCAUCGCCGUGAUUGUCGUGCGCACUCUCGCAGGUGGCCUAGAAAGUUACAUCGACUGGCCACUCGUGAUGAAGUUGUUUCCCGACCGCACCCAGGACUUUGUCGCGGACCGGUGGAAGACGCUCUCGAAGAAAUAUCCCCGCGACAUCAACUCGCUGACGAACAAUCUGCAGUGGAAAUACCUCGAAGCUCUAGAGGCUGACGAAGUGCCAUCCGUCAACUUUGAAGACCUAGCAUCGACAGAUUGGGCCGGCAUCAUUGACUGGGCGCUAAAGAAGCUCGAUAACUUGAACUCGGAACAGAUAGGAGAAUUACCCGACACUCGCGACGAAUUCGACAAGACAACCAAAUUGUCCUUCACAGAACCCAAGCGCUACCACAACCUGCUUGGAUAUAAUCUGAACAUUACGAAUCCAGCCAGGGAAGACCUAAUAAGCUCUCUUAUCUUCGGACAUACUCAUCCUGCCAGCAUUUCCACUGACAACACUCUGUCAGUGAAAAAACGAAUGCAAAUGCAAUACACUCCACGCUUCGAAUCCGAAAUGUCCGAUCCGACAUUCCACCUCGCCAAGUCCUGGGCUCUAUCUACGGUCCUGACGCCUCAGGAAUCCUUUGACCCGUCCGUCGCGCUGGCCAAACUAUCUCGCCUGGCUCCCACGGCGGCCAUGCGAGACACGCUCCUUGCACGCGUGCUGAAACUACUACAGGAUGAGAAAAUCAUCCAGCGCGUGUCCAAGGACCGAAACGGCCACGACACCGUGUCCAGCGUGCGGUCAUGGGAGCCGGCUCGAAAGCUGUUUGAGCGUUUCGAUGAGCGCCGUAUGAUCACGCCGAGCAUGCUCCGUCGCGCCGCGGCGUACAAGCUCGACGUUCUCGACGCUGCCUUUGCGCGCGGCGAGAGCGCCGCGGCGGUGGUGUUUGAAAGCGACCAGAUCGUCGACGACGCCCAGAUGGUCGCCGUGCUCAACCUCUACAGCCAGGGCGUCGUGCGCUUCCAACCGGGCCGCGACGUGCCUCGGACUCGCUAUGGCCUUGAGCACGAAAAAGUUGGCUACCAGACCCGCAGCAUGGACAAGAGGGUCCUGAGUUUCGCCGUCGACAUCUACACGACGUCGCCGACUUCGUGGGUCUCGGGAGAUCCUGCUGCCGCUGGCCGACAGCUUCGUGUCCCGCGACGCGGAGGACACGUAGACGAUGAGGAACAGGAUGGCUUGAUCCCCGCAUGGGUCGACAUCAAUGGCCACGUGCAAGUGCACCUGUGGGAGAUGUUCGUUGGCGGAGUCGUGGGACUGCUGGCGCAGAUGCCCGGAGCCACGGCCGCCGAGAUCUCAAGGGCCAUCGGUUUUGCCUUGGAUAUGCACGAAGUAGAGCUAUUGAUGGGCUGGUGCGUCCAAGCGGGCUUUGCAAAGGUGCACAUGCAUUCUGGAGGCUACGAGACUACAGAGUGGUGGUGGUUGUGUCUUUCAAAAGGUGCCGAGGGUGGAUGGACAUGGACUGUUUGAGAUUUCUUUCUUGCCUUUUUUGUUUUCGAGGAUUGAUUCACUUUCAACAACAAUUGGAACGGCUUUUUGAUGACAAGCGUGGAGUUGGGCCCCAUCAUAGGUACGGAGUUCUUUUUCCUUGGAAUUGUCACAUUUUCACGAUCAGUUUCGAACUGGAAAGGGAAAGGGAAAGGGAAAGGGAAAUGGGAGUUGGGCUGGCAAUGGUAAUGGUAAUGGGAAUAAAGCAACGAACAAGACACGAAAGACUAGCUUCGUUGACUGAGGCUCUGGCUUCAAUGUAUUAUGCAUCCACCAAAGGUCAAAACUACAGAGUC